GAGAGAGACUGGAACUAUAGCUCAUGGCGGUACGGUCAAAAUGGCGGCCGAUGUGAGAUGUGUGCGCGAAGUGACCGCCUUCGCUGAUUCUCAAGAUGUUAGAAAACUAGAUAUUACCAUCGCAUCGGUAGCAAACACCACGAUAAGGACUGAUGAAGAUACUAGCUGCCAAGUAGCUGGAGGGUAUGGGUAUAGGAGAAACACAAGGCCCGACUCGGUGACUAACAAUCGCUUCAUACUAUGGAAAAUCAAUGACAAUAUACUUGAGUUAUCUGAGUACUCCCUUGAUGUGAACCUGUCAGGAAAUAGAAUUCAACUCAGAUUUACUGAUGGCAAAUUGUUGCCUAAAGUUUCUGUUUAUGAAUCUGCUGGAAAUGUGAUUCUGCUAAUUGCAACAACCACCAGUGUCCACAGACUUGUUUUUCCCCAUCCAGAUAGACUGCCAAAGCAUACUUUCUUUCUCUCCUCAUCUUCUAAUGUGACCUUACCAUCUAUCUUCAACCUCCACUCUAUCCCUGAAGUAAAUGAGCCAUGGAAUCUUGCAGUAUUUAGCACACAUUGUCUCUAUGCGUCUGGGUGGUUGUGCCAAGAUGGGCAAGUGCUCUUUGCUCUUGCCACUGCUAGUGGUAGCAUUCUGCUGAUCAAACUUCCCCCACCUGGCAAUAAUAGUGAAUCUGAGCAGUUUGAAUUACGCAAAUCCAGCGUGAUGCAGCGCCUGUGGUCUGGGCUUGUACCAACUAGCCUGAGGGGUGUCACCCCCGAUGCAGAUGGUGUGCUUGAACUUACUCUACAGCCUUUAGGGAAGCAAAUGUGUAUCUUUACUUUAUGCCGUGACCACAAGUUUAGAAUAUGGUCCUGUCAGAAACAAGAGUGCAUUGCAGUCAAGAAUUUACUUGAUGAUGUUUCAGAUGAUAUUGAUAGCCAGUCUUCAGAUGCCCAGAGCCAUAGAAUGUGUAAAUAUGUGCAGGCUUCUACAGGCAGAGUGUAUAUAGCAGUUCAUUUGUGCUUCCCUUUUCAUAAACAGUUCUCUGUCUAUGAAGCUGUUGCAUCUGAAGAAAGUAUCUGCAUGCUACCUGUUUACAUUUCUCAUGUGGAUUCUGAAAUGGGCAGUCUAGUAGAUUUUUCACUCACAGCUCAACAUGUUUGGGCAACAUUCUCGACAACAGAUGGAGAGCCAGUCACCAUGUUCACAGGCUUAGAAGGAGAUGCAAGUAGUUCUUGCUGGAAGAGGUCGACAUCAUCAAUAGUCCCUUCCCAGAUUGUGGUGCCCGCUCACAGAGAGCCAAGGGAAGUAUUCUUAGAUGAGCUGUUUUACCCUGGCCGACUCAGAGAUCAGGCAAUCCUAAAAGCUGUACAGAUCUAUCCAUCUAGUCCCAGUCUUCCCCCAAGUGCUAUCCAGAGUCUCUUAAGCAACAGACAGGAACUGCAACAACUUGUGACGAGUUUGAUUGAUGGAGAAAUCCAGCUUAAUGCCCCAGAUGGAGACUUAUCCUACGAUGAGUACUUUCAGCUCCAGUUAAGAUGCUGGGAGCAGUUCUACAGUUACGUCAUUCAGUAUCAUGUGGCUGGAUGCAAACCAUUUGGUUUAUUUGCAGAUGACACCACCGAUUUGGUUUGUGUAAUCAGAAAGGAAAUGGUAUCAUUUCUGAGACCUUGUGAUGCCAUUGAGAAGAUUAGCCUAAUGCCAGAUGAGGUGGACCCUGAGGACUUCUAUGCUGAACCAUUUCUAGAGAAGAAUAGUUCAACGAGAUCAGCACUUACACUCUAUUGUAAAGCCUUCAAACUGGUAACUGAUACAGUAACAGAUGAAAACAAAGCUGCCAUAGAGUAUGCCCUCUUGUACAAAGGAGACCCAGAAGUGACGGCAAAGGAGAUAGCGUCCUCUCUUUUAGCCCACGACAGAGGGGAGGACAAACUUCUAACUGGAGAUGAAGACAGCUCACCGUUUGCUCAAACCAUUGAAGCAAGGUUACAAGCAAUCCCUGACUUGCUGAGCUGUCUUGAAAUCAUUCUGCAACCACUUGAUCUUUCUGGGAUGAACCUUGAUAGCACAAAGGCUGCUAACCCAGACUGGUUGGGUGAUGGCUGCAAGCAGGUUUUUGGCAGUACAUCCAUGAUUUCAACCCUCUGCCUGAGCUUCCAGCAAAUGGUCAAUGCACGCAUGAACUUCUGUUGUGAUCUACUGGUCCUUCUCUGCAUUGUGGAAAGGCUAGAAUCAAGGGCUUUCACAUCUCCUCAACGAUGUCAAGAUAUCAGUUCUCUGUACAUACCACAUGCGUGUAGGCUGUUGCGAUGCUACCAUACCCUUCACUGGAUUGCAGAGCAGAAGCCUGCUCCAGCACCUUCAAAUGCAUAUGAGUCUAACCUCAAGCAGUUAGCUGCCCUCGAGAUCUCUGAUGGAAUGCAAAGAAAUAUACUUGAUCUUCUUGAUCAUUCUGGUGGCACCUUGCUGGAAGCCUUUAUUCAGAGUAGUGGAGGACAGCAACUUAGAGAUAUGGUCUCUAGAACACAAGGUCUGGAUCAACAGUCAUUUGGUGCAAAACUGAAGAUAACUCUUUCCUGUUUAGCUGGGCUCCUUUGGCCAACACAAUCAAUCUUACUUGCUGAUUUUCUCCUGUCAAACUGUCAGCACAUGCUCCUCCAGGGCUACUGCCAUUUGAUUGCCGGCUGGGGUGCCAUUUUUCAGACCUAUCAUGACUUCUUGUGCGGCCAGUCACAUCUAGUCACUGGGGAACACCAUAAAGCUCUUGAGCAUUUCACAAAGGCGGCAGAGGGAAUUGUAGAUGAAGAUGGCUCAAUACGCAAGCUGUUACAGUCUGACAGCCAAGAUCCUGCCUCUCUAGUUGUGCUGUAUUAUGUCAAGGUCAUGCGCCUCUUUGAGCAGUUUGAAGUUCUAGACAUGGUAAUAUCUGUAGCUAACACAGCACUUAGUAUUGCCAACUCAAAGGAUCCUAAUGUUCCAAAUCUAUGGUCAAACAUUUUCAAACACCACCUUGAGCUCGGCCACAAUGACGAGGCUUAUGCUGCAUUAACCAGUAACCCUGACCCAAGCAGGAGGAGAGAUUGCCUUCACCGGUUCAUGGUGGUUUUAUGCGAGCGUGGACAGCUGCAGGAGUUGUGUGAAUACCCGUAUGUCAACUUGAAGGACCAAUUUGUUGGCAUCAUGGAGUCUCAUGCCCGCACUGUGGACAUCACCACACAUCAGUUCUAUGACCUUCUUUACGCCUUCCACAUGUUUCGAGGCGAUUACCGAAAGGCUGGCAAUGUGAUGUAUGAGUACGGUGGAAGAUUGGGGCGAGAGUUGCCUGGUAAGGCAGGCCUUCAAAAACAAGCCAAAUGCUACCUGGCCGCCAUGAACGCCCUGCGCUUGGUGGAGCCGAAAAAUGCUUGGAUAGUCACACCUUGGGACCAUGCCCAGAACAAGACCACAGAACCUCCGAACAUGUCCCCAAAGCGCAAACAAGGGGAUGAGGAAUCUUGGUAUGGUGAUAGUCGCCCCAAGCCCAGGCGCAAGCUGACCGUGCUGGAGAUUGGAGAUCUGGAACGAGAGUACCUAUUGGUUCUCGCAAGGCUUCAGCUAUUGCGGAUGGACGCUGACCCAUCGCAAGGAACAGGCCCCGCCCUGACCCCGAAGGAGACCCAGACUCUUCUGAUCCAAGUGGGACUCUUCGACACCGCGUUCACCGUGGCUGAGACAUUCAAACUGCCGCGCGAUGCGAUAUUCGAGGGACUAGCCUCAAGAUGUGUAAAGUUGUCGUACAACUGCGCCGGUAUUUCCAGGAAUGGCGGGCUCGAUGAGGACGGCGCGUGGGACUGGUUACGAGCUAAUGACUCGGUCGGCCCUUCAUUCUCGCAAGACAAAAGUACCGCUGACCAGGCGUGGCACCUAUUGCAGUACUACCUGGAUAAACAGGGCACUCACCUGGAUAAACAGGGCAUGCACGAGGGUCGUUCCUACCACCGGUGUGUCGCCACCAAGCUCCUAUCCCUGGGCGCACAUCUACCCUCCUGGCUCGUUAAUGAUUUCAAGCGCCUGAGUCCAUCGGAACUGCUUUAUCUUUACGUGACGUACGACAUGCUUCAAGAAGCCACAGACCUGGCCAUCGAAUACAUCCAUGCUGUGCAAGGCGACGGCAAAGAACACUUUGGACUUAAGACUGCACUUCACGCGAACAUGCCUAGCGUGUGGCUGCCGUAUACGACCUUAGAUCACCUUCUGGUUGCUCUUGGUGAAGCAUCCGAAAACUCCACUCUGGCUAUUGCGCGCGAGGAGCUGGUAGAAAAACUCGAGCGCUACCAUGAUCACGUGGAACGCGUGUCAGAGACAAUGGUGACGACGGCCUGGAAACGAGCGGCGCAGACAACUCAAGGAUAGCGAAGCGCUGAAGUCUAUAGAAGAGGGAGGGACGUGGCUGGGUCGUUUGCUCGGUGAAGAUAACUGACAAAUGUACGAGCUGCCUCGCCGCAUCUUCAAGGACCAUUUCGGGAGUUUUCCUAACCAAUCAGCCGCUGUUUGUACGGCGCUUGUAGUGUACUUUUGAUUCAUGCUUUUGAAAUAAAGGUAGCCUGCUAGCCGUC
This is a messenger RNA of Nematostella vectensis (starlet sea anemone), 4578 nucleotides long. RefSeq names its product nuclear pore complex protein Nup160. The coding region runs from base 41 to 4375 and encodes 1444 amino acids. Gene Ontology annotation, molecular function: structural constituent of nuclear pore. The transcript has 36 exons. Gene Ontology annotation, cellular component: nuclear pore. Lineage: Eukaryota; Metazoa; Cnidaria; Anthozoa; Actiniaria; Edwardsiidae. The record is from RefSeq and is a predicted model, not a curated record.